AUGUCGGCCGUCGCGUACGUGGACUUCGUGGCGGCGCAGUGCCUGGUCUCCAUCUCCAACCGCUCCGCCGUGCCCGAGGCGGCGCGGCUGAAGGUGCCGGACGAGGGGGAGGCGGCCCGGGAGCUGAGCGACCCCCGCGACGCCUGGAAGGACUACUGCGCCCUGCUGGCCAUCGCCAAGAGCCUCCUGGAGCUGAACAAGUACCGGCCGCUGCCCGCCCCCUCCGUCUGCAGUGACAGCGUGGAGAGCCCCGACGAGGACGCGGGCUCCGACAGCGAUGCGGCCACCGAGCAGGGUUCCAGCCCGCCCCGCAGCCCCCCGCCGGGGCCGCCCCCCCGCCUGCGCGCCGCCGGGGCCGCCCCUAAGGCGAAGCUGGCGGCCGAGAAGCGGCACAAGUGCCCCUACAGCGGCUGCGGCAAGGUCUACGGCAAGUCUUCCCACCUCAAGGCGCACUACCGGGUGCACACAGGUGAGCGACCAUUCCCCUGCACGUGGCCCGACUGCCUUAAAAAGUUCUCCCGCUCUGACGAGCUGACGCGGCACUACCGAACCCACACUGGUGAGAAACAGUUCCGCUGCCCGCUCUGCGAGAAGCGCUUCAUGCGCAGCGACCACCUGACCAAGCACGCCCGCCGCCACACCGAAUUCCACCCCAGCAUGAUCAAGCGAUCCAAAAAGUCCAGCUCCAGCAGCUCCUUGUGAAGACAGGGCUGGCCCUGGGGGAGGAGUGGGGAAGAGGCAGGCUGUGGCGAGGAUGCAGGCAGUGGUGCCAGAGCACGAGCAUCCACUGUGUUGCCGGUCACCUUUGCUGUCCAAAAGCACAUGUAGCCGGCAUUAAAACAAAAAAGUACUCAGUAUCCCCCUCCCCAUCUUCCACCUCCUGGCUCUGCCCUGAGAACAGCAUUCUGGAACAAGUGGGCUGUGGGGUGAGAGGAGGGAAGGGGCAGGCAGCGAGGAGGUGACCACCUCUUCCACUCUAAUGCGUUGAUACUGGUGUACAUACAUAUGACUGGGCGGUCUGGCCUGUACCACCACAGUAGCAUGACCCCAGAGUCUUUGUGAUUGCUGUGUCAUGAACAUGUUUUGUUGAACAGUGUAAUGCUGCUUGUAUUUAGAGUCUGUCGAGUAAAAACACUUUCCGAGUCACAUAACUCAGAUAAAAACUCCAUAGCACAUUGUAGAAGUGGGUUUACUGUGUAUCUUCUGCGAUCCUGCACUUAAAGAGACUAUUAAGAGAAACAUUACAUAUGUUA
This is a messenger RNA of Sturnus vulgaris (Common starling), 1253 nucleotides long. RefSeq names its product KLF transcription factor 9 (gene KLF9). Gene Ontology annotation, biological process: regulation of transcription by RNA polymerase II. Gene Ontology annotation, molecular function: DNA-binding transcription factor activity, RNA polymerase II-specific; RNA polymerase II cis-regulatory region sequence-specific DNA binding. The record is from RefSeq and is a predicted model, not a curated record. NCBI's taxonomy places the organism in Eukaryota, Metazoa, Chordata, Aves, Passeriformes, Sturnidae.